AUGAACACUAAGAAGCAAAAAGGCAACCUUUUAGGAAAAAGAAAGAACGCCAAAUAAGUCUUAUAAAAAAAUAUUGAAAAAAAGCCAUAAAAGAAGAAGGUUGUAUAAAAUAAAGAUCUUGAUGAAGAAAUUCUUUCAGAUGAAAUAGAUUCUGUUUCAGGUAUGAGCAAUGAAGGUGGAAUCGAAGAUCGUUUAAUUGAAAUAGAUGAUGAAACUGAGGAUAAAAAGAGAAUUAGAUUGGCAUAGUAAAUUUUAUAGAAAGCAAAGCUAGAUUCAUAAAAAGGCAAGAGUUAAAAGUUUAUUGAUAAAAUAUAAAAUACUGGAAAUAAUGAUGUUAGUGAUGAUGAGUCUUUUGAUGAUGGUGAAGACCACCACAAAAGUGAAGGAGAUUCCUUUUAAGGUGUUAUUUAUGCUGAAUCAACUCAUACUGAUGCAAUCACAAAGGCUCUUUAAAAUGAAAUUUUGAAAAAAAGAUAGCUCUAAUAUACUUUAUAUGCUGAUAAAGUUCAAAAGUAUUGGAAUAAAAUUGGAUAAACCUUUUAAUAAAAUACUUUAAAAGGUCAUACAAGAUGUAUCACUUCUCUUGAAUUCUGUCCAAAUGGAUAAUACUUAUAUUCUGCAUCUAAGGAUGCCUCCAUCAUUAGAUGGGAUUUAACUUAAACAGAAAAAAGUAAAUAAAAGGAAUUCUUAGUUAGAGAAAAAACUACCGAUGCUCAUAAAGAUGAGAUUUUAUCAAUGAGUAUUAAUCAUCUUGGAAGAUAUUUAGUUACAGCUAGUAAAGAUAAAUCAAUCAAGUUAUGGGAUUUAAAGAAAAUGGGAUUAAUUUAAAAUUUCAAUGGUCACAGAUAACCUAUAAAUGCUAUUAAAUUCGGUAUAAACUCAAACCAAUUCUGUACUGCAUCUUCAGACAGAUAAUUCAAAAUGUGGGAUGCUUCUGAUAAAAUAUUUAUUGAUACAUUCUUUGGACAUAAGGCUGACCCUACAUAUAUUGACUCUAUGAGUGCUAAUAAUUUCAUUAGUUGUGGCUUUGACAGAUAGGUCAUCAUUUGGAAAACUGAACAUUAAUCUUAAUUGAUAUAUGGAGGUCAUGACUACUCCAUUGAUGUUGUAAAAGCAGUAGAUGCAGAACAUUUUAUUACAGGAUCUCAAGAUGGAUCUAUUGCUCUUUGGUCUAUUAAGAAGAAAAAACCUAUAUUUAUUAUGCAUAAAGCCCAUGGAGGAAGUUGGAUUACUGCUUUGGGACAUCUUUAUAACACUGAUUUAUUUUUUUCUGGCUCUCAUGAUUAACAAAUUAAUGCUUAUAAAAUUGAUUUACAAUAAAAGAACUUUUAAAAAAUAUUUUCCAUUCCUUGUAAUGGCGUAAUAAAUGACAUACAAAUAUCAAUAGAUUGUUCUUAUCUUGCAUGUAAAAAAGUUAAUUUGAUAGAUUAUAAUUUAUUAAAUGAAUAUUUGUAAAAAAAAGUUAGCGAGUGUGAUGAACAUAGACUUGGUAGAUGGAUUACAGAUAAGAAAGCAAAAAAUUAGAUUAAGUAUUUCAAAAUAAUGUGA
Molecule: messenger RNA, 1548 nt
Organism: Tetrahymena thermophila SB210
Lineage: Eukaryota; Ciliophora; Oligohymenophorea; Hymenostomatida; Tetrahymenidae
Product: U3 small nucleolar RNA-interacting protein
Exons: 9
Cellular component (GO): small-subunit processome
Molecular function (GO): protein binding; snoRNA binding
Source: RefSeq, a predicted model, not a curated record